This is a messenger RNA of Colossoma macropomum (tambaqui), 1498 nucleotides long. It is a transcript of the gene rab25b, whose product is annotated as RAB25, member RAS oncogene family b. Gene Ontology annotation, molecular function: GTPase activity; GTP binding. Bases 205 to 840 code for a protein of 211 amino acids. Gene Ontology annotation, biological process: exocytosis. The record is from RefSeq and is a predicted model, not a curated record. NCBI's taxonomy places the organism in Eukaryota, Metazoa, Chordata, Actinopteri, Characiformes, Serrasalmidae. Gene Ontology annotation, cellular component: recycling endosome. The transcript has 6 exons.
CCCACCAGCCCCACCCCACCCCACCUCCAUCCCCCCUGUCUGCUUGUCAGCGGAAAUGCCUGGCCAAACACUACGGCUAGUUCCUCGUACCAGCAGCUAGUGGACGUGUUCCGUCACCUCUGUUUUCUUUUCCCCGUCUACACACGCUGGGAUUUUGACUCAUGAGCUUAUCCAGAUUUUGAGAAAGAGGAACUCAUGUGAGAAAUGGGGUCAGAUGAGGCCUACAACUUUGUCUUUAAAGUGGUGCUAAUAGGGGAAUCGGGUGUGGGCAAGAGCAAUCUUCUCUCGAGAUUCACCAAGAAUGAGUUCAACCACGACAGCCGGACGACCAUUGGCGUGGAGUUCAGCACAAGAACCGUGCAGUUAGAGGGCUUGACCAUCAAAGCCCAGAUAUGGGACACGGCCGGACUGGAAAGAUAUCGAGCCAUAACCUCUGCUUAUUAUCGGGGUGCCGUUGGAGCGCUGCUAGUUUAUGACAUUUCAAAGCACCUGACCUAUGAGAGUGCGGAGCGCUGGCUGAAGGAACUUUAUGACCAUGCGGACCCCCACAUAGUGGUCAUGCUAGUGGGCAACAAAUCAGACUUGUCAACGAUACGGUCUGUGCCAACAGAGGAUGCAAAGGAUUUCGCAGAAAAAAACGGGCUGCUGUUCAUGGAAACUUCAGCCUUGGAGUCAACAAACGUGGAGACCGCGUUCAACAAUGUCCUAAUAGAAAUCCAUAAGAAAGUGAGCAGUAAAGAGGUGACCCGCGGGUCAAUCAAUGCAGUGUCACUGUCCAGUCCCAAAACUGCACCAGCUGACCCUCAGGAGGAGAAGAAGCCUUGCUGUAAGAAUAUGUAAGAAUAAUCUGGAGGAAUGGCAGAGAGGGACUGAGGAUAGGAUCGACUUCUAUCCUCCUUCAUCGUCCAGGAAUGGACACUAGGCACCUCCAUACAAAUCUUGGUCAGCCAAUCACCACACAUUCAUAAGAACCACUUUUCAAUGACUGAUGUUUUCCUUCAUGCCAUGUGGCUGUCAUGAGAAAGUAUUUUUGUAUGUCUCAAGUUUCAUGAUGCUUAUGAAGCCAUUUAAAUAGCUUUAAAGGAAUACUGCAGCAUUUUCAACCUGAUCUCCAUCUGCAUCAUUGAUUUUCUAAGUGAAAAUAAGGUAACACACUCUCUCUAGAGAACACACUAAUAUUAAAGCAAUAAGCCACUUGAGGCUGUGCGUUACCAUUAAUAAUAAUCGACAUAAACAAGUAUUCCGCCAAGAAAUGUAGUUUCUUUAGAGUACGGUAUCAUUGCCAAGCAACCAUGGACUGCUGAAUGAGGAGAACGUUCAUUCGCCCAUCGCUGUAUACUGCGGUCAUUUCAUGAUUUGUUAAUCUUUUGUCAUAUAACAGUAAACAAAGGAUAAAACAGCACUGUUUAAUGCAAAAACUUUCGCUUAUAAGUACUUUUUGGUCACCAAAUUACCACCGUGAGUCUUAUUUAGCACCAAUCCAGCGGCACCCCUCUUC